UUGCAUUGAGCAGCUGAAGCAGCUCGUGCAGCAGGACCUUCCGUCUGACUCUAGUUGCUCUCUUGCGGCUGACGCACUGCUGCUGCUGCUGCAUCGUCUCACGGCUUCACUUUACAGUUUCCUGAAGGAAUUUCUCACCGGUUCGACGGAGAGCCGCGAAAUUAUCCUCCAAAUCUGAAGGUUUUAAAUCCGCAACUUUCAACAAUCUUUGCUCCAAGUGCAGGAAAGCGCAAAGACCGGACAGAUAACAGCAAACAAUUGCCUCCUGGACUUUUCUAAUCUUUAACUGACCGCUGGAAGCUCCUCCCACUGUCACCAUGAGCGCAUGCGGCAGGAAGGCCCUGACAUUGCUGAGCAGUGUCUUUGCAAUCAGCGGCCUGGGGCUACUGGGAGUGGCAGUCAGCACCGACUACUGGUUGUACCUAGAGGAGGGCGUUAUUAUCCCUCUGAACCAGAGCACUGACAUCAAGACCUCGCUGCACUCCGGCCUCUGGAGAGUCUGCUUCCUGGCCGGCGAAGAGUCCGGCCGCUGCUUUACCAUCGCGUACAUCAUGCCCAUGAAUGUCCAGUUGACGUCAGAGUCCACAGUAAACGUGCUCAAGAUGAUCCGAUCAGCCACUCCGUUCCCUCUGGUCAGCCUCUUCUUCAUGUUCAUCGGCUUUGUCCUCAAUAACAUCGGGCAUGUUCGGCCUCACCGCACCAUCCUGGCAUUUGUCUCUGGCAUCUUCUUCAUCCUCUCGGGUCUGGCUCUGGUGGUGGGUCUGGUGCUGUACAUCUCCAGUAUAAAUGAUGAAAUGCUGAACCGGACUAGGAGCAGUGAGGCCUAUUUUACCUAUAAGUACGGCUGGUCCUUUGCCUUCGCUGCCAUCUCCUUCCUGCUCACUGAGAGUGCAGGCGUCAUGUCAGUCUACCUGUUCAUGAAGCGCUACACAGCAGAGGAGAUCUACCAACCUCGUCAUCCCAGUUUCUACCGCCCUCGCCUCAGCAACUGCUCCGACCACUCAGGCCAGUUCCUCCACCCAGAGGCCUGGUCACGGGGGCGAAGUCCCUCUGAUAUCUCAAGUGAAGCUUCACUCCAGAUGAGCACCAGCUACCCUGCUCUCCUCAAAUGCCCCGACUAUGAUCAGGUUUCUUCUUCACCCUGCUGAGGGGUCGGCCGCCACAUCAGAGGACACCUACAGGUGACUAAAGGGUCAUUGGAGGAUCACAUAGGGGCACAAGGCCUACUGAGUUUUCUUUCAAAAAAAGAGAUACAACUUAGAUAUUUUAACUGUGAGUUUGAUGUUUUUCUGGGAGAAAAAUAUGUGCAGCUUUGACUGUGGUUUAAGGACUUUGGAAAUAUGUCCUUCUGAGCCGCUUGUGGCUUUCUGUAGGAUCAGAGAUGCUUUUUGGGGAAAUUGUUGUUGUAGCAGAACCUACGUUUUGAAUAGGUGCCGGCAAAGAUUGAAGAUUUUAGAAAAAAAAACAGUUCAUGGUUAUGGUGUUAUUCUCUCUGCAAAGGUCUCAAAGUUCUGGUUUCUGGUACACGACCUUUGAACUUUAUCUGGAAAAAAGUUCUGGUUUAAUUGUAUCUGUGCAUUUUACCCUCCAGUGCCUCAUAGCUGUUUCUCUGUGCAGAUAUCUUGGCUUCCUCAUUUUGCAAAAAAUAAAUGUUUCUUAUGCUUUCUGACCUUUUUGUUCUAACUGUGGCAGUGAACCAGAAAUCAAACAUUAGACAGAUCUAACCCGUCCCCCCCAGAGCAGAACCCCACAGAGCAAAGACUGCCAUCUGUGAUGCAAUGAAAGGAGGAUGCAUCCCCACUAUUAACAACCAUCAAACAGCACUGGAAGAAAGGAAACAGGCUCAAGAAAUCCUGUCAAGCCUGCUGACGUGUUGUUGGGUUUGCUUGCUUUUUUGUCUCUGACAUCUUGACUGUAAGAAGACUAUUUCCCCCGUGAUGGCCGUAACAGUAAGACAUGAUGAAAAUGUUAAUUUUCCUGUGUCAACAAAAGAGGACUUUUCUGGUCUUGGGAGAGACAAGAGAGACAUGGACACACUGGCUUUAUAUAGAUUUUUCUAUAAUGUGUACAGACUGAAUGUAUAUUAAUUCAUGGUAAGAGUUGAUGUAAAGAUGAUGUUAUUCUAAGUGUCGGUCUUAAUGAUCUGUAAAAUAAAGGUGUCAUCAAACCAAA
Dicentrarchus labrax (European seabass) is the source of this 2172-nucleotide messenger RNA. RefSeq names its product calcium channel, voltage-dependent, gamma subunit 5b (gene cacng5b). Gene Ontology annotation, cellular component: AMPA glutamate receptor complex; postsynaptic density membrane. Lineage: Eukaryota; Metazoa; Chordata; Actinopteri; Moronidae. Gene Ontology annotation, molecular function: voltage-gated calcium channel activity; channel regulator activity. The coding region runs from base 318 to 1148 and encodes 276 amino acids. Gene Ontology annotation, biological process: neurotransmitter receptor internalization; neurotransmitter receptor transport, postsynaptic endosome to lysosome; transmission of nerve impulse. The record is from RefSeq and is a predicted model, not a curated record. The transcript is spliced from 6 exons.